Molecule: messenger RNA, 762 nt
Organism: Rhipicephalus microplus (southern cattle tick)
Lineage: Eukaryota; Metazoa; Arthropoda; Arachnida; Ixodida; Ixodidae
Source: RefSeq, a predicted model, not a curated record
AUGCUGUACCUCAGGAUUGCAACAAGAUUCUACUUGCUGGUUAUAUUGGCUGCGCUGGCUCAUUCCGUGGCCAAGACAACCGAUGUGCAAGCAAGAAGUAAUCAAAACACCGAAAAGCCAGCCGAUAAUAAUGGCGGAGCUGCUCUAGAGCUGCGUUCCGGCAACAAUACUAACGAAAACAUCAGCAAAGUAGAAGAAAAGUCUGACGACGAAACUCAAAACAAACCUAUCACUAGCGUGAAGGAGAACGCUGACAAGAAUGAAAUGAACAUAAUUCGAAGAGAGGCGCCGCUGAUCAAGGACGUCGAGGCAAAGAUCGACGAAGGCAAAGAGACAGAGCGCAACCUGACGGCAAUGCGCGAGGCCUUGCUCCGGGAGAUAUCUGGAGUCGACGGAACAGGAGGAGCGUCGCCCCUGAGGCGCAUACAAAUGAAGAAGCGCCUCCGAGAGCUGGAGAAACGUAUUGCCGACUUGCACUCAAAGAAUCAAGAAGCUCAGCAGAGGUUUCGCGGCUUCGUCAGCGCGGUCGACUCCGGCGCAAUACGAGACCAAGAGGAGGCGCACUCCGCGCUCCGCAGGGUCUACAACUUCUGCAACACUGCGGUCUCGGGUGCCGUGAGAGCCUGCAGGGGGGUCUUCGCGCGCGUCAGGGGCUUCUUCUACGACAAGGUUGUGGGAGGCAUCGCCAACGUGUUCCACAACCUCAUCGGCUCUAAGUGGCAGUCGCUAAAGGCGGGCGUCAACCUGGUGGCCGGUAUCUAG